Molecule: messenger RNA, 2034 nt
Organism: Bipolaris maydis ATCC 48331
Lineage: Eukaryota; Fungi; Ascomycota; Dothideomycetes; Pleosporales; Pleosporaceae
Product: major facilitator superfamily domain-containing protein
Biological process (GO): transmembrane transport
Cellular component (GO): membrane
Molecular function (GO): transmembrane transporter activity
Source: RefSeq, a predicted model, not a curated record
AAAAACCUGGAGAACAAUAAUUACGACUCGACCAACGGCCCGUUUUACCGACUGGGAGGUACUUACGGGUAGAAGUAGACGCACCUCGGGGACUGUGCAGGAGCUCUUUCAAACCUUAUUCAAGCGCACGUGCAUUGGGCACAUUCUCAUCACACGCCAUCCAUCCCUGUUCCAAUAUCACCUGAGCAUCGCGUAUGAGCAGCGAACCCAAAGGCAGCACGCCAGGAUCAAUCAGCCCGCUCAAUCCUCUUGCUCGAGUCAAUACCUAUCCUCAAGCAGAGUUCACUAUUCCGCCGUUGGAUACGCUAUCACCAUGCCCAAGUGCCCCAACUCAAACCGCCAAUGCCCUGGCAUCAGCCAGCUGCAAGGAGAGUCACCUAAACAGCACUGCAACUGGAUAUGAGAAGUCUCGCCAGCCUCAUGAUGACGACACUCGAUCCAUGACCUCGACUGCUCAUGCCGAGGUGACCUAUCCAGAAGGCGGCUUAGGCGCCUGGUCUGUUGUUCUCGGAUCCUUUCUAGGCCUCAUUGCCUCGUUGGGUAUGAUGAACACGGUCGGCAUCUACCAUGCCUACAUUGCCAAGCACUACCUGCAAGACUACAGCGAGUCGACCAUCUCGUGGAUCUUUAGCGUAUACGUGUUUCUGUCCUUCUUCUGUGGACUUCAAAUCGGCCCCAUCUUUGACGCCCAUGGUCCGCGGCUCCUGGUGCUGGCUGGUAGCAUCUUGCUGUGUCUGUCAAACUUUCUCCUUGGCAUAUGCACCCUGUACUGGCAGUUUUUCCUCGUCUUCGGGGUACUUGGGGGUCUGGGCACGUCGCUGAUCUUUACUCCUGCUUUUGCAGCAAUCAGCCAUUUCUUUCACCAGAAGCGAGGCAAUGCAACAGGUAUCGCUGCAGCCGGAGGGUCGCUGGGUGGCGUCAUCUUUCCACUGGCCCUGGAGAGGCUGUUACCUACAAUGGGGUUCCCAUGGGCCACCCGCAUCGUUGCCUUCAUCAUGCUCUUCUGCUGUAUUGGUGCCUGCAUCCUCAUCCGCUCUCGACUGCCACCAAAGCCUGGUCAGUCGGUGUGGCCCGAUUUUAGAAUCUUCAGCCACAAGAGCUACCUUCUUCUCACCGUAGGCAUCUUCAUGAUGGAAUGGGCGCUCUUCAUUCCAAUCACUUACCUCACCACCUUUGCGGUGAGUACUGGUGCGUUCAGUCCGUCCUUUUCAUACCAGCUGGCCGCCAUUUUUAACGCAGGAAGCUGCAUCGGUCGCUGGCUUCCGGGCCUGCUGGCCGACAAGUUGGGUCGGUUCAACAGCAUGAUUGCCGCAUUGGCAACUUGCUCUGCCACAUCGUUGGUAUUCUGGCUCCCAGCAUCGCUCCUCACGCCCACAACUGAAUCGGCAUCCACGGCCAUCAAAGGUUUGUCAAUUGUCUAUGCUGUCUUAUUCGGAUUCGCUUCUGGCUCCAACAUCUCCCUUACACCAGUAUGCGUGGGCCAGCUCUGUGAUACGAAUGUCUACGGACGGUAUUACGCUACUUGCUAUACCGUCGUGAGCUUCAGUACCCUUACUGGCAUACCCAUUGCAGGAGCAAUCAUUCAGACUACUGGCGGACACUACUGGGGCGUAGUGAUCUGGACUGCGGUUUGUUACAUUAUCGCUUCACUCUGCUUGGUGUGGAGUCGAACUUUGCAGGUCGGCUGGAAGCUGGGAGUGAAAUUCUGAGAGAUUACGCAUUCCUAGUGCACUUACUAGAAGGAACGCUGGGUGUGUAGCGAUUCUAGCAAGUGACCUACUAAACUACGCGCUAUCGCGUACAUGAUACAUGGUGUUGUGGAGGACUAAAUUGUUAUCGAAUAAGAGGAGUUGGAGAGACGGAGAGGAGGGCGAAUACAAAUUGAAAUAGGUGGCCUGGUUUCUCGGUAGGCGAAGUUUAUCGCGUUACUAUUACACUCGUUUUUUGCUCAAUAUCGUUAGAUACGGCACGUUCCUUCAGGACUGCCCCAAUUCAUGAAACAAAAAAGUACGGUCAUUUCUCGCCGCUCUAUCU